Budorcas taxicolor (takin) is the source of this 1023-nucleotide messenger RNA. It is a transcript of the gene SLC51A, whose product is annotated as solute carrier family 51 subunit alpha. The coding region runs from base 1 to 1023 and encodes 340 amino acids. Gene Ontology annotation, biological process: bile acid and bile salt transport. Gene Ontology annotation, molecular function: transporter activity. The transcript is spliced from 9 exons. Gene Ontology annotation, cellular component: endoplasmic reticulum membrane; plasma membrane. NCBI's taxonomy places the organism in Eukaryota, Metazoa, Chordata, Mammalia, Artiodactyla, Bovidae. The record is from RefSeq and is a predicted model, not a curated record.
AUGGAGCCAGGCAGGACUCAGAUAAGGCUCGAUCCCAGGUACACGACAGAUCUUCUGGAGAUACUGAAAACCAAUUACAGCAUUCCCUCUUCCUGCUUCUCUUACCCUCCCACUGCACCCCAGCUUUUGAGAGCAUUGGGCCCUAUGGAUAUUUCCCUCAUGGUCAUCAUGACCUUGCUUGUCCUGGCCUCAAUAGCCAUCUUCCUGGAGGCUGCUGUCUACCUGCACAAGAACACUCGCUGCCCUAUCAAGAGGAAGACCCUGAUCUGGUGCAGCUCUUCACCCACGAUAGUGUCCGCAUUCUCCUGCUUUGGUCUCUGGAUUCCUCGUGCCCUCACACUUGUGGAAAUGGCCAUAACUACGUUUUACGCGAUGUGCUUUUACCUGGUGAUGCAGGCCAUGGUAGAAGGCUUUGGUGGGAAGGAGGCAGUGUUGAGGACACUGAAGGACACCCCGGUGAUGAUCCAUACAGGCCCCUGCUGCUGCUGCUGCCCCUGCUGCCCCCGAAUCAAGAUCACCAGGAAGAGACUUCAGCUGUUGCUGCUGGGCCCCAUCCAGUAUGCCUUCUUCAAGAUAUCACUGAGCCUGGUGGGCCUGUUUCUCAUCCCUGAUGGCAUCUUUGACCCAUCAGACAUUUCUGAGAGGAGCACAGCUCUAUGGAUCAACACUUUCCUCGGUGUGUCCACCCUGUUGGCUCUGUGGAGCAUAGGCAUCAUUUUUCGUCAAGCCAGGCUGCACCUGGGCGAGCAGAACAUAGGAGCCAAAUUUGUUCUGUUCCAGGUACUCCUUAUUCUGUCUGCUCUGCAGCCAUCCAUCUUCUCAGUCUUGGCCAAUGGCGGGCAGAUUGCUUGUUCGCCUCCCUUUUCUUCUAAAAUCAGGUCUCAAGUGAUGAACUGCCACCUCCUCAUCCUCGAGAGUUUUCUGAUCACUGUGCUGACACGAAUAUACUACCGAAGGAAAGAUGACAAGCUUGGAUAUGAACCUUUCUCUUCUCCAGACCAGGACUUAAACCUCAAAGCCUGA